AUGAAACGCCGUUUCGAUUUUACUACAAAUCAUGAAGUAGAUGCCGACGAAAAGCAACGUUUUAAACCGGACACUAAUCUAGAACGUUUGACCGUAUUUAAAAAUUGGCUGAAUGAAAAUAACGUUGUAUGGGAAAAUGUGGACAUUCGUUCAUCACUACUUUAUACAGGAUUUGCCGUAUACAGCACAUCAUCACAAGAACUGCCUAAUAUUCAAAUUCCUACAAAAUUACUAAUGUCAAAUCAAUCGACACAGAUUAGUACUACAUUUGUUUUACCAACAUCUGAUCAACUCGAUCAAACUGAUGAACAUAUUGAUCGAGAAACACUUAUUCUAGCUCUUUUUCUUUUACAUGAAUGCUCGAAAGGUGUUCAAUCUCAUUGGUAUCCUUAUAUUCAACUAUUACCAGAUACAUUUACAACUACAUUAUUUCAUAAAGAAAAUUAUGUUGAAAAUACAUCGGCGUUUUAUUUAACAGAAACUAUGCGUCAAUCAAUGACUGAAGUAUGGAAUCUGGUUGGUUCAAGUACAUUUCAAUUAGAAGAUUUUCUUUGGGCAUAUACAACUAUUACUAGUCGAUCUUUUAAAUUAGCUGAACUUGGUACUGCACUUAUUCCAUUAGCCGAUCUUGCAAAUCAUGUAUCAUUUACAGAUGAAGCAAAUUUAUAUACGACGGGCAUCAAUAAAGAAACAGAUAGAUUUGUUUUAAAAGCAAAAGAUAAGAAAAUCGUUGAUAAAGAAGAGUUAUGUUUAAGAUAUAAUAGCGAUUUAGCUAAUUGGCAAUUAUUACUCUAUUAUGGAUUUGCCAUUGAUAAUAAUCCAUCGGAUUCGAUUUUACUUGAAUUAAAAAUGGAUUCAAAUGAUACCUAUGAAAUGGAAAUGAAAAAAAUGCUUUUACUUAAUCUAAGCGAAGAUUUGUCUUUGGAUUAUGAGCUCAAAAUAGAUGAAAAUGAACCAAUUAUCAGCGAAAAUUUAUUAGCUACUCUUCGUUUAAUUGUAUUGUCAAUUGAUGAAUUGGAACAGUUUAAUAUAUCCAAUGUAAAUGAACUUCUUUCGUCAAUGGUCACUGUUGAUAAUGAACGACGAGCAUUAAAUAAACUAACAACAUUUCUUAAUGACUUUAAAGAAGUUUCGUUUACAACAACAUUAGAAGAAAAUCUUAAUAGAUUGAAAUCAAAUCAAUUGAAGGAUGAUGAACGAUAUUCAUUAAUCUAUUUAAUUGGUCAAAAACAGAUCGUAGACAAUGCUGUCCGUUGGAUUGAUAAUGCAUUUUCUCAAUUAGAAUAA
Molecule: messenger RNA, 1287 nt
Organism: Rotaria socialis
Lineage: Eukaryota; Metazoa; Rotifera; Eurotatoria; Philodinida; Philodinidae
Source: the annotation of a GenBank genome assembly